GUAGCUCUAUAGCCUUCUCAAUCGGGUUAGCAGACUUCGGAACAUUGAGAGUCUCAAGUGCCCUAAAAUCGAUUUCAGCAUUUCAAAGCCCGCCUUUGGAAUACCCAACCCUGAGCUCAUGCGAUGGUCUUCCGGCUUGGCAACGACGUCACUCUCAACAGCUCAAAAAAUAUCCACUUGAGCUUGUCGCGACAUGUGCAACUCGACGCCGAAGCGAACGGAUUAACCCCUUAUUUAGUGGCCAGAUCUUGGCCAAACUCGGUCAAACAUGUCACAACCACCAAUCUCCCCGUUCCUCCGGGCUUGGUACAAAUGGAAAAUGCUGCGCCUGCCCUGGCGGCGCCAAUUCCUGAUCGGCCUCGACCUAAACGGAAACACCUACUGGGAAUUUCUCGACCGCGGCUCCCGCCUGCCCUCCCCGGAUCCUUUGCACCACCCGCUCAAAUCCCCCGUCCGCUGGCGCCGCAUCGUGCGCUACCCGCGCGGCGCCCCCUACUCCUCUUCCGUCCCGAUCCCGCCUGCCUGGCACCAGUGGCUGCGGCACGCGCGCGCCGACCCGCCCUCGCUGGCAGAGCAGCAGGCCGAGGUCGCGCGCCAGGAGCGCAUCCGCGUGCUUGCGGCGCAGGCCGACGCCCGGUGGGAGGCGAAACCGAAAGUUAUGGAGGGUCCCAUGGCGUCGGAGACAAGGAAAAAGAUGUUGGGUGUCAGGGAGCCUGCUUUGGAGACGGAGCGGCAGGUUGGGCCUGGGAGUAAGGUUGUGGCUGAGGCCAGGGCGAGGGAAGACAGUGAGGUGAAGGGAGAUACGGUAGGGGCCGGGACGGGAGAGGAGAGGGCGGGUGAUAGCGAGGUUGUGGAUCAGCGCGAGCAGACGUGGGAACGGCUGAGGCGGAAGGAGGAGGAAGCUGCUGUUGGGGCGAAAGAGAAGGACCCCUGGAAGCAGGCCAGGGGAGGAUCGAGGGAGACGUGGCAGCCACAGGCUUGGGCACCGGCUGCGAGAGAAAAGAAAUGAGGCGGUGAGAGAUUGAGUGAACAAGUCAUUCAAGUGAAUGCAACAAUCGCGGGCGAUGGACAGCCGUCACUUGAGUCCAACCAAGGUCCGAUUGCUCACGAGGAACGGAGGAGGAGGGAAACAACUUACCAGGCCCAACGUGACUGAGGGCGAAUCCCUGAAUACGCCCGUGUACAACGUUGUAUGCGUACACACAUGUUGAUGACUCUAAUAGCCGGAUGUUGUUUGUUCAAAAAUGUAUAAUUCCAGCACGUGCCUGACCAACUAGAGCC
Parathielavia appendiculata is the source of this 1281-nucleotide messenger RNA. RefSeq lists its product as uncharacterized. Gene Ontology annotation, cellular component: mitochondrion; membrane. The transcript is spliced from 2 exons. The record is from RefSeq and is a predicted model, not a curated record. Gene Ontology annotation, biological process: mitochondrial respiratory chain complex I assembly. The coding region runs from base 269 to 1009 and encodes 246 amino acids. NCBI's taxonomy places the organism in Eukaryota, Fungi, Ascomycota, Sordariomycetes, Sordariales, Chaetomiaceae.